Molecule: messenger RNA, 414 nt
Organism: Lactuca saligna
Lineage: Eukaryota; Viridiplantae; Streptophyta; Magnoliopsida; Asterales; Asteraceae
Source: the annotation of a GenBank genome assembly
AUGGUACACCAAAACCUCCAUUUCAAUUCGACACCAUCGCGCCAACCCAUCGUCGUCGUUCCAUCGCCGUCGGUCCAUCGUCGUCGGUCCAUCAUUGCUCCACACCCUCCCAUUAAUGCACCUUUGUUCUCCACACAAAGUCAAACAAUCACAAAUGUAAUCCCACUAAGCAUUGUGCUUUUCGUCUCUCUUGUCAAGGAGGAUUUUGAAGAUUGGGUUGGGGAUACUGUUAGAGUGAAGCAAGAUGGGUUCUUUCCAGCAGAUUUAUUACUUCUUGCAUCUACAAAUCCUGAUGGCAUUUGCUAUAUCGAGACUGCAAAUCUGGAUGGUGAAACCAAUCUUAAAAUCAGGAAAGCUAUGGAGAAGACAUGGGACUAUAUGACACAAGAGAAAGCCUCAAAUUUCAAAGGCUAA